Messenger RNA from Marmota flaviventris (yellow-bellied marmot), 2665 nucleotides. RefSeq names its product NDRG family member 3 (gene Ndrg3). The record is from RefSeq and is a predicted model, not a curated record. NCBI's taxonomy places the organism in Eukaryota, Metazoa, Chordata, Mammalia, Rodentia, Sciuridae.
CCUCCUCCCACCCUUCACCGCUGCCGCUGCUGCUUACUGCUGCACUGACCGCAGCGUCCGCGCCUCAGGGUUACUGACUUAUUCUUGAGACGCCUCUCUCUCAUCUGUCCUCAUGGAUGAACUUCAGGAUGUUCAACUCACAGAGAUCAAGCCACUUCUAAAUGAUAAGAAUGGUACACGAAACUUCCAGGACUUUGACUGUCAGGAACAUGACAUAGAAACAACUCAUGGUAUGGUCCAUGUCACUAUAAGAGGUUUACCAAAGGGAAACAGACCAGUCAUCCUGACCUAUCAUGACAUUGGGCUGAACCAUAAAUCUUGUUUCAACACGUUCUUUAACUUUGAAGAUAUGCAAGAGAUCACCCAGCACUUUGCUGUCUGUCAUGUGGAUGCCCCAGGCCAGCAGGAAGGUGCACCCUCUUUUCCAACAGGGUACCAGUAUCCCACAAUGGAUGAGCUGGCUGAAAUGCUGCUUCCUGUUCUUACCCACUUAAGUCUGAAAAGCAUCAUUGGGAUUGGAGUUGGAGCUGGAGCCUACAUCCUCAGCAGAUUUGCACUCAAUCAUCCUGAGUUAGUAGAAGGCCUUGUGCUCAUUAACGUUGACCCAUGUGCUAAAGGCUGGAUUGACUGGGCAGCUUCCAAACUCUCAGGUUUGACAACCAAUGUUGUGGAUAUUAUUUUGGCUCAUCACUUUGGGCAGGAAGAAUUGCAGGCCAACCUGGACUUGAUUCAAACAUACAGACUACAUAUUGCCCAAGAUAUCAACCAAGAAAACCUACAGCUCUUCCUGGGUUCCUAUAAUGGACGCAGAGACCUAGAGAUUGAAAGACCCAUACUGGGCCAAAAUGAUAACAGAUUAAAAACAUUAAAGUGUUCUACUUUAUUGGUGGUAGGAGACAAUUCACCUGCUGUUGAGGCUGUGGUUGAAUGCAAUUCUCGUCUCAACCCUAUAAAUACAACUUUGCUAAAGAUGGCAGACUGUGGGGGACUGCCCCAAGUAGUUCAGCCCGGGAAGCUCACCGAGGCCUUCAAGUACUUUUUGCAGGGAAUGGGCUACAUACCAUCUGCCAGCAUGACCCGGCUUGCCCGAUCCCGAACCCACUCAACCUCGAGUAGCAUUGGCUCUGGAGAAAGUCCCUUCAGCCGGUCUGUCACCAGCAAUCAGUCAGAUGGAACUCAAGAAUCCUGUGAGUCCCCUGAUGCCCUGGACAGACACCAGACCAUGGAGGUGUCCUGCUAAGCAGUUGCUCCUCCCCGGACCAUGCAAGUCUACCCUUCUUCAGACGACACUCCAUAAUAUAACAUUUCAUCCCGUAAACUGGCCUCCUCUAUCUUUAACUCAUGCAUGGCCACUGAACCUCUCCUAGUAAUCUGGAUUUAUCAUUCUCUGCCCACCUACCCUUUUUUUGUAUCUUCCAAGAACCACAUUCAUGCCAUUACUGUAACAUUCCAGCAUCUUUAGCUGAUCUGAUCUCCACAUCUUCUCUUGCCAGCUUUUUCCUAUGUUCCCCUAACGAUGUAUCUGAUAAGAUUCUUCUAUCCCAACUCCAUGUGUGUGCGAGCACGUAUGUCUGUGUUUGUGUGUGCAUAGUUCUGUGAUUUUAGACAUGCUUCCUUGUGGCGCUUCUGCAAAAAAAGAAAAAGGGACUUUUUUUUUUGCAUUCCCAAUGGUGUUUUUGAGGAAAACGUGCAGAACAGAUAUUUAAGUGGGGAAAGCCACUAGAUUCUCAUCUGGUUCCAAAUUGGUCAACAAGAUUUGCAGAGUGAUUUCUGAAGAGAGCAGCUCUGAGGAAUGUGGAAAAGCAUAAUUACUGUUUGUACCAGUGAUUGAUUGUGACCAAUGGUAGAAGUGUUGCCUGUCACAUAGAGAGGUAGGCAAAGGGGCCAGCCACCUCCCUUUGUCCAAGUGGAUUCACAUAUGCAUCCUAUAAAGAAAAGGGAGGGAUAUAUCCUACUAGGAGCCCAUGAACAAUGAGGUUCUAAUACAACAGGGAGUUUACUCCAAAGCAGUGGCUUAAUUACUAGAUCUUAGCACAGAAAGGUGGAAAACAAAAUGCCAGGCCUCCGCUCUGCUGUCGCUGAGCAUCUGUUACCAUUUAUCAGACAUCUACACAUCUACAAGAAGUGCCUCCCAAGUCUGUGGUGGAGAGUGGUUCUCCAUUCCUCAGUCCCAAAAAAGGGAGAGGUAUGGCCGAAAAAUAUGGUGAGGACAUGAAAGGGGCAAGAGCAAUGGCCAUUAACACAAUUUCAUGUUGAGUAACUGUAGCCAUGAUUUAAGCAGACUCAUGGAAGCCAAACUAAAUGGAUAUAGAACCCACUUCUGAGAAAGAUUCUUAAUCCUAUGAACUCCCUUUUUAUAGAGGGGGGAGGGGCCAGUCUGUAAGGGCAGUCACAUCCAGGUAAAAUUGUAGCCUCCAUCUGCUGUCAGCAAGGGGGUCACUGCUGGGAGGAGGGUGAGAUAACUGUGGAAAUCCAUGCCAUAAACAGGAUCCCAGCUCUCAGAAGCAGGAGAUGCAAGCUCAGGGUUACACAGUUCCGAAUCUUGAGAAGAGACUUUUCAGACACAUUGUUUGCUUUCUGCCAAGAUAAGGAAUGCAUCACUCUGCCAGAGUACAACUUUUUACAAAUUAUUAAAUAAAGCUGUAUAUGUCUCAUUGUUACCUGA